AUGGACACGCCGGAUCCUCCAGUUUUUUUUAAUAAGGACGAUCCGCGUCUAAAACUGAGAGUGGAAACCAGAACGAAAAACAUCUUUGUGACACAGCUAGGGGAUGUGGGGUAUGUACAAGAGCCCGAGGAUGAGAAUGUCAAUUAUAUUCCUGUAAUAACAGAGUCCCCUGACAGGAUAGUGGAAACAGGUGUGAACACACUGCAGAGGACACUAGUCUUGAGGAAAAAAAUUCAAGUGGAUGAAACAGAUAGACAGUUGGCACAAAAACGACUGGAGUUCAAAGGUCGCAUGCAAGCCUUGGAACAGAGGAGAGCUGAACUAGCGCUUAAACAACUAGAGCUCAAGGAGAAGGCAGUAAAAUUUCAGAAGUUUGUAGAGGAAAAUGAGGUGAGGAGACGUCGUGCCCUGAAAAAAUACCAGCUCGAGAGAAAACAGAAUGAACUUAAACAGGCAGAGUGGGAAGAACUCACCGUACAGCUAGAACGACUACAGGCCAGGCAACAGUAUCUAAAGGAAAGAGUGGCUAAGCACAAGAUUUACGAAGACUAUCUGAUGAAGGUUGUUGAUUUGCUUCCAGAUAAUUAUGGAGAUAAUGGAUCAGACUCUGUUGUGAUGCCCAUCAUCAGACGUUUUGAGACGCUCUCCAUGAGCAAGAAUGACCUGGCCCAGAGGCUAGACAGUAUGGUGGAAGAGCUUGAACAGGGCCAGAGGAACCUGGAGUUACUCAAGCAGGAGCACAACAACAAUAAAUUGAUAGCCAAUAAGGAGCUUUCUGGGUUGCAGACACAGUUGGACCAAGCCAAAGACAAGAACAAACAGCUUGAGAUGACCCAUCAUAUACACCAGGGCCAGUAUAGGGACCAGCUUGAGGAACUUGGGAGCCUGCUGAUAGCAGUGAGGAAUCUUGGUCAGCAAUGUCACUUACAACACUAUGGACCAUUAGAAAACAUGGACCUGUUUACCAUGUUGGAUAUGGUCAAGGAAUUUGUUCUAGAGAAAGCAAACCUUGAGAGAAGAGCUACUCGGUUGAUGCAUUCAGCCUCAGUGAAGACCAGUGGGACUGCAAACAAGAAAGGGAAAACUCAACUGACCAAAAAUACCAGCAGUGAAGUCCAGCUGAAGAGUUACAGCAAGAUUAGUGGGAAAAGCGGACUACUCAGUUCAUCCAAAAUGAUAGAGUAG
Chanos chanos (milkfish) is the source of this 1185-nucleotide messenger RNA. RefSeq names its product coiled-coil domain containing 197 (gene ccdc197). The transcript is spliced from 9 exons. The record is from RefSeq and is a predicted model, not a curated record. Bases 1 to 1185 code for a protein of 394 amino acids. Lineage: Eukaryota; Metazoa; Chordata; Actinopteri; Gonorynchiformes; Chanidae.